UGACCCCGGAUCGGCACCCAUAUUGGUUACUUCAGAACUCUCUCGAUCAAAUACUCGAACAGGUGAUUCGCCGGCGUAUGGCUCCAGUUCCCGGCGACCACCACCCGCCGCCGCCGUCGCCCUCCGCAGCCGGGCAGUGACCUCCAUCUCCGGCCAAGAAAUGCGAGUCCUUAAGCACCCCUUCUCGGUCUUCAUCCCCAUCCUCCUCCCUCUUCUCCUCGCUCUCAUUCCCCUUCCUUUCCCCCCCUUGAACCCCCAAUCCCAAUCCAUAGCCAGCAACUACAUCGUCCGCUUCCUCAACUACAAGCUCGCCGCUGAUCACCGCGCCUAUCUUGAAUCCCAUCUCCGAUCGUCUCCUGGCUGGCGCUGGAUUGAGCGGAGGAACCCUGCCGUUUCUUUCCCGACGGAUUUUGGUGUUCUAGAGCUUGAUGAUAGUUAUAGAAGCGGUUUGAUUGUGGAAUUGCAAGGGUUGGAGUUGGUGAAGGAUGUGGUUGUGGAUUCGAGUUAUUCCCGGAGUUUAUUCGUUGACGAGAGUGAGAAAGAUUGGGAGCCUUUGGAGACAAGGAAGGGCCCCGGAAAGCUUUUCACCUCUACGUCGUUUGAAGAGGAUGGUGGUUCAUGGCGAGAGGGGAAUGGUUCAAGGGGCUGGAGAAGGGAGCUCUUGGCGCAGAGGUCACAAGUUACUUCUCUAUUUGGAGCUGAGGAACUAUGGGCUAAAGAGUUUACAGGUGCGAAAGUCAAAAUGGCAAUUUUUGAUACAGGAAUUCGAGCUAAUCACCCGCAUUUCCGCAAUAUCAAGGAGCGAACAAAUUGGACAAAUGAGGAUACAUUGAAUGAUAAUAUUGGUCAUGGGACUUUUGUAGCAGGGGUUAUUGCUGGCGAGGAUCCGGAGUGCCUGGGUUUCGCUCCAGACACUGAGAUAUAUGCUUUUCGGGUCUUUACUGAUGCCCAGGUAUCCUACACAUCAUGGUUUCUUGAUGCAUUUAAUUAUGCAAUGGCAACAAAUAUGGAUGUGCUAAACUUGAGCAUUGGUGGACCUGAUUACCUAGAUCUUCCUUUUGUGGAAAAGGUUUGGGAGCUCACAGCAAAUAACAUUAUUAUGGUGUCUGCUAUUGGAAAUGAUGGUCCUUUAUAUGGUACACUAAAUAAUCCAGCUGACCAAAGUGAUGUUAUUGGUGUUGGUGGAAUCGAUUAUAAUAAUCAUAUUGCCUCUUUUUCAUCACGUGGCAUGAGUACCUGGGAAAUCCCACAUGGGUAUGGCCGCGUUAAGCCAGAUGUGGUUGCAUAUGGCCGGGAGAUUAUGGGAUCUAAAAUAAGCACAGGUUGCAAAAGUCUCUCAGGCACCAGUGUUGCAAGUCCAGUGGUUGCAGGAGUUGUGUGUUUGCUUGUCAGUGUCAUCCCAGAAAGUUCCCGGAAAUACCUUCUCAAUCCUGGAAGCAUGAAGCAAGCACUAGUUGAGGGUGCUACUAAACUUUCUGGUCCCAAUAUAUAUGAGCAAGGUGCUGGCAGGCUCAAUCUACUGGCAUCAUAUGAAAUCCUCAAAACUUAUCAACCACGAGCCAGCAUUUUUCCCAAUAGUCUAGAUUACACAGAUUGCCCCUACUUCUGGCCAUUUUGUCGCCAACCUUUAUAUGCCGGAGCCAUGCCUGUCAUCUUCAAUGCAACUAUCAUUAAUGGAAUGGGUGUAGUUGGUUUUGUUGAGAGUCCUCCGACAUGGCAUCCAGUUGAUGAAGUGGGCAAUUUAUUGAGCAUUCAUUUCACUUAUUCCGAUGUGAUAUGGCCAUGGACUGGAUUUUUGGCACUACAUAUGCAGAUCAGAGAAGAAGGUACCCAAUUCUCAGGUGUGAUUGAAGGGAAUGUAACUGUUAAGGUCUAUAGUCCAGCAUUAGGAGCUGAGAAAGACCGUAGAAGUAGUACAUGUGUCCUUCAUUUGAAGUUAAAAGUGAUUCCCACGCCGCAUAGAUCAAAAAGAAUUUUGUGGGAUCAAUUCCAUAACAUAAAAUAUCCACCUGGAUAUAUUCCGAGAGAUUCUUUGGAUGUUCGGAAUGAUAUUCUUGAUUGGCAUGGUGAUCAUCUACAUACUAAUUUCCAUGUUAUGUACAACAUGCUAAGGGAUGCAGGAUACUAUAUUGAGACACUUGGAUCACCUUUUACUUGUUUUGACGCUAGCCGUUAUGGAACUCUACUCAUGGUAGAUCUUGAAGAUGAGUAUUUUAAAGAAGAAAUUGAGAAACUCAGGGAUGAUGUUAUUAAUGUUGGGUUGGGACUUGCUGUAUUUGCUGACUGGUAUAAUGUGGAUUCUAUGGUAAAGAUGCGAUUUUUUGAUGACAACACACGCAGUUGGUGGACUCCAGUUACUGGAGGCGCUAAUGUUCCAGCCCUUAAUGACCUAUUGGCUCCACUAGGCAUUGCUUUUGGGGACAAAAUUUUGACUGGAGAUUUUUCCAUUAAUGGUGAGCAAAGUCAUUAUGCCUCUGGAACUGAUAUAGUUAAGUUUCCAGGUGGUGGAUUUGUACAUAGCUUCCAGUUUCAGGACAAUUCAGAGAGUGGCGCUACACAGAACAUUUUGCAGUCUUCUGGAAUGAUCAAGGAAUCUGCAAUUCUUGGAUUUGUGGAUGCGGGCAGGGGUCGUGUUGCGGUUUAUGGAGACUCAAAUUGUCUUGAUAGCAGUCAUAUGGUAACCAAUUGUUAUUGGCUUCUGAGGAAAAUAUUGGAUUUCACGAGCGAAGGCAACAAAGAUCCUGUUCUUUUUCAUCCCUCUAAAAUGACUGCUCCCCUACACAAGGACAAGAACCAAUUACCAUCACGCAGAAAUGAUGUAAAUUUCUCCACAUACUCUGCUGUUGUUGGGAAGGAUUUGUUGUGUCACAAAGACUCUCGGUUUGAAGUCUGGAGAACUAAAGGUUAUGGUAUUCAGUUGAUGGGAAGGAAUCGGAAAUUACCAGGAUAUCCAGCUAUGGAUGUGGAUAGUGGUUUGAAUUCUAAGGCUAAUGAAUCCAAACGGCAACUGGAAGAAACUUUAAGGGAAACCAAGUGGAUUUAUUCUAGAGAGGUUGCUAGAAACAAGUUAAACAAGACAAUGGACUUCUUGGGUUUGCUCAACCAUGAUGAGACUGACCUUUCCAUGUUAGUCUUGAGCCAAUGGCUUGUACCCGCUUUUGUGGCCAUGAUCUGCCUUCUAUUAUUUUUGAGUUGGCGGAUGCGGCAAAAGAGAAGACGACGAAGAAAAGGAUCGGGUUCAGGAUCUGCUCGCAUGACAAAUCUAGUGUAGUUCUUAUCCAUCAGCGAAAACUCAAUACACUUCACAUAGUUUUUGCAGGAUUUUUGCAAAUCCUUGGCACCACAUGUCUUAGGAGGGAGAAAUUGUAAUAGCUUCAUAUGAGAGCAGGGGGCAUUCCAAAAUUUUCAACUACUUUGCAAAUAGAUUCAAAAGGUUUGCUGUGACUUAAAAUUAAUGCCUAGAGAAAUUGUAGAAGUGAUCCCCCCAUUCUUUCCGUGUUCUGUUUUACUCUACCCCCAAUUAUUUUUUGCUCCCUUGCAAGAUCAUAUAAUAAUUUUGCACUGAAAAUGUUUAAAUUUGAAACUAUUACAAACUGGAAAAGAUCCGGAAAGAAUGAGGAAAUGUGAGGCAACUUUCUAU
Molecule: messenger RNA, 3640 nt
Organism: Dioscorea cayenensis subsp. rotundata (Guinea yam)
Lineage: Eukaryota; Viridiplantae; Streptophyta; Magnoliopsida; Dioscoreales; Dioscoreaceae
Product: subtilisin-like protease SBT6.1
Exons: 10
Coding region: 161-3271 (1036 amino acids)
Biological process (GO): proteolysis
Cellular component (GO): Golgi apparatus
Molecular function (GO): serine-type endopeptidase activity
Source: RefSeq, a predicted model, not a curated record